Diospyros lotus (date-plum) is the source of this 1207-nucleotide messenger RNA. Its product is annotated as 14-3-3-like protein D. Bases 96 to 881 code for a protein of 261 amino acids. NCBI's taxonomy places the organism in Eukaryota, Viridiplantae, Streptophyta, Magnoliopsida, Ericales, Ebenaceae. The record is from RefSeq and is a predicted model, not a curated record. The transcript is spliced from 7 exons. Gene Ontology annotation, biological process: signal transduction. Gene Ontology annotation, cellular component: cytoplasm.
CAUUCUUCCAGCCUCCACCUGUUUCUUUCCUCUUUAAAAUCCGCGGCGGCGGUGGGAGAGAGAGAGAGAGAGGGAGAGAGAUUCUCAGAUCGGCGAUGGCUUCGUCCAAAGAGCGGGAGAACUUCGUCUAUAUCGCCAAGCUUGCCGAGCAGGCCGAGCGCUACGAAGAAAUGGUGGAUUCGAUGAAGAAGGUCGCGAAUCUGGACGUUGAAUUGACGGUUGAGGAGAGGAAUUUGAUCUCUGUAGGCUACAAGAAUGUGGUUGGGGCUCGGCGAGCGUCCUGGAGGAUACUGUCGUCGAUUGAGCAGAAGGAAGAGUCGAGGGGGAGCGAUCAGAAUGUCAAGAGGAUCAAGGAGUACAGACAAAAGGUUGAAUUGGAGCUUACCAACAUUUGCAAUGAUAUCAUGACCGUGAUUGACGAACACCUCAUUCCUUCGUGUGCCGGUGGAGAAUCAACCGUGUUUUUCUAUAAAAUGAAAGGGGACUAUUAUCGGUAUCUUGCUGAAUUUAAGACUGGUAAUGAGAGGAAAGAGGUUGCUGAUCACUCAAUGAAAGCAUAUGAGACGGCAACCACUGCUGCAGAAGCUGAGUUGCCUCCUACACAUCCCAUCCGGUUGGGUUUAGCUUUGAAUUACUCAGUCUUUUAUUAUGAGAUUAUGAACUCACCUGAAAGGGCUUGUCACCUUGCAAAGCAAGCUUUUGAUGAAGCCAUUUCAGAGCUUGAUACUUUGAACGAGGAAUCAUACAAGGAUAGCACCUUGAUUAUGCAGCUCCUUAGGGAUAAUCUGACUUUGUGGACUUCUGACAUACCAGAGGAUGGAGACGAUGCCCAGAGGACCGAGGGGACAGCCAAAGUUGGAGGGGCGGAGGAUGCAGAUUGAAUCGCUGGGUAGGCCCAGAAACCUUCAGAGCUGCUAUGUGAUAGAUUCAGCAAGGGGGAUGAGGUCUUUCUUGCGCCGUGGGGUGCGUGUUGUGUUAUGCUGUGUUAUAUGUUUUUUCUUUGUGAGGAGUCAUUGCAUUUGCAGUUUGGAUGACAAUAGUUGUUGUCGGUGGACAUGAUUUGAUAUGCAGCCCCCAUUCCCCAGAAGGUAGUAGAAAUUGAAUUAGAGGAUUGCUUUGGAUGAAAGGCUUGCUUUUGGUUUUUAACCAAUUGUGACUGCCAUUGCUCAGAUCAUGGAGCUAUAUAUAGUGUCUGGUUUCCUUAUAA